Heterostelium album PN500 is the source of this 1461-nucleotide messenger RNA. RefSeq lists its product as uncharacterized. The record is from RefSeq and is a predicted model, not a curated record. Gene Ontology annotation, biological process: small GTPase-mediated signal transduction. The transcript is spliced from 9 exons. Gene Ontology annotation, molecular function: GTP binding; GTPase activity. The coding region runs from base 1 to 1461 and encodes 486 amino acids. NCBI's taxonomy places the organism in Eukaryota, Evosea, Eumycetozoa, Acytosteliales, Acytosteliaceae.
AUGAGUAGAGAAUUAAGAACAAAAAAUAUUGAAAGUCCUGCAGAUGGUUUUAGAUACAUCGAGCAUGUUUUACAAUCACAAGAUACACUUCAAGGUUUAGCUUUGAAAUACAGUUCCACAGUUGGGGAUAUAAAAAGAGUGAACAAGAUUUGGAAAGAUGAUACACUGUUUUUAAAGAAGAGUUUAUUCAUUCCCAUUAAAAUAGAUGAAGACAGCGAAGAGGGAUCAUCAUCUUCCUCUUCAUUAUCUUCAUCGGGAAUUAGUGAUAUUGGUAGUAGCAGUAGUAAUAGUAAUAAUAGUAUUGGAUAUGUAGAGGCAAGUGACUUUGAUGAAUAUAAACAGAAGAGAGACAUGAUCAAAGCAAAGAAUGUCGAUUUCUUCUCAGAGUUUAAUAGCAAGAGUAAUUACAAUCUCAACAACGUAUUGAAUAAUAAGCCACUGCCAUCCGGAGAUGAUGAUCACAAAUGGAAGUCAGUGCCAAUCUCUAUUCUCAGUCUUUCACCGGUUAUUUUUACAAUGGAACUGUCAGAGUUUAAAUGUUGUUUAAUUGGUGAUGAUAAGGUUGGUAAAACUAGUUUAUUGAAAUCAUAUUCAGAAGAUCAAUUCACAAGUGAAAAUAUACCUGUGAUAGUAGAUAACUAUUAUAAACAUCUAGUUGUAGAUGGUAAUGAAAUCAAGUUAGGUGUAUGGGAUACAGCUUGUACUGCAGAAUAUGAUCUACUUAGACCAUUAUCAUAUAGUGGCGCCAAUGUAUUUCUUCUUUGUUUUUCAGUUAUUUCUGUUGAAUCUUUACAAAAUAUAAGUAAUAAGUGGAUACCGGAAGUCAACAAACAUCAACCUAGCGUACCAUUUAUUUUGGUAGGAACUAAAAUAGAUUUACGAAAUGAGUUUGAAAGAAAUGAUAAGCAAGUGAUCACACAUGACCAAGGAACAAGAAUAGCUCAAGAACUCGGUGCAAUUAACUAUCUCGAGUGUUCGGCAUUAACACUCGAAGGUUUGGUCUCAGUUUUCGAAGAGUCUAUUCAGAGCACUGGCAGAUUGCUACUAAACAAAAAUACUACCCACAACACCAAAGACAACAAAAAAUCAGAUCAAAUCGUUUGUCAAAUUAUUUAUCAGUCGUUUGUAAUUAAAAAUUGUAAUAGAGAUGAUGAUACUGGAAAAACCAGUUUCGUUUUAACUUUUGCAAGAAAUAAAUUCCCAACAACAGAAAAAGUUCCUAAAGUAUUUGAUGGUUAUCAUAGAGAGAUUACAUUUGAAAAGCGACUAAGAGCUUUGAAAAUAUGGGAUACCAGUGCUGAAGGAGAGAAUGCUGACACUACCCCAAGGCCAAGAUUAUACAGAUUCUGCAAAGUGUUCUUGGUUUGCUUUAAUAUUGGAUCUUUAGCUUCAUUUGAGAAUGCUGAGAAAAGAUGGGUACAUGAAGUAAAUCAUUAUAGACCAACUAUACCUGUAUCUUAG